Coniophora puteana RWD-64-598 SS2 is the source of this 780-nucleotide messenger RNA. RefSeq lists its product as uncharacterized. The record is from RefSeq and is a predicted model, not a curated record. Lineage: Eukaryota; Fungi; Basidiomycota; Agaricomycetes; Boletales; Coniophoraceae. The transcript is spliced from 6 exons. The coding region runs from base 1 to 780 and encodes 259 amino acids.
AUGAGCUUAGACCGGACAUACUUUGAUAUAGAGAUCGUUACACAUGUCACAAACACCUUGAUGGCAUUUCUGAUCGGGGUCAAUGCAUCCAUGUAUAUGGCAUCCCUCUAUGUUUUUUCGACACGACCUCGACACGAGCGCCAUUACAUUAUCUUCUACGCUGUAUUCGGGGGCAUUUUGCUCCUGAUGAUGAUACUAGAUCUCUUAAGCAACCUUUACUUCAGUGGUCUCGUUGCUGCCCACUGUGGGAACGAGACCGACAUUACGGGGGUUAUAGCAACUCUCGUUCCUAAUGUAAUGGCUGACGCCCUCAUGCUUUGGCGUUGUUAUGUGAUUUGGGAACGUAGGAUUCAGUACAUUUUCCCUCCCGCCCUUUUAAUUUUGGUCGUUGUUUUUGCUUCAUUCCUAACCGUCGUUGAAAAGUCGCUCACUGCCGAACCCAUGGGAAAUUUAUCGGGAGGUGGCAGAGUGGGUAACAUGAUAUGGAACGCAUCAACCGCGGCUUUGAAUGUUUGGGUCACGUCCAUGAUCUGCUACCGAUUGGGUCGCAUGUACUGGUCGAUUCGAACCACUAUACAAGAACCUCAAAACAUCCUGAAGACGUAUACAGGGGUGGUAUCAAUCACCAUCGAAGGAACAAUCCCUUUUACACUUAUGGCUAUAUUAAACUUCGCCCUGCAGAUGUCUGAUAAUAGUCUAAAUGCACCGGCAAUAACCGUCGUGUCUCAACUUUGGUGCGGCGUCUGCUUUGUUAGUAUCCGCAAAGUUGCUAACAUGUAA